Messenger RNA from Triticum urartu, 2891 nucleotides. Lineage: Eukaryota; Viridiplantae; Streptophyta; Magnoliopsida; Poales; Poaceae. The record is from RefSeq and is a predicted model, not a curated record.
AAAGCUGUGAGCUCACCCGGGACCAAGGUUGCUUCUUCCUGGAAGCUUCCCAGAAGCUGUGAUGCUUGACUCAUGUAGCUUGUUAGGCUCCCCUCCCUCACUCUCAUCCAAGAUAGUUAGCUUCAUUUCUCUCCUCCUGCUCCUCCUCCUGCACUUUUGACAGUGAGCGUUCCUCCACGCCAAGCAGCACCGAUCCAGAGAAAUAUCCGGGGAAAUUCAAGAAAGGUGAGGAAGACAGAACUAGAGCAGAGAGGAAGCGGAACAGGACACUAUGUUAUGAAGAUGUGAAGUAGGUGGACGACACCAUAACUCCAGCCACCAUGAGCUUAUCUUCUGCCAUUGGGGCUAUCAGUACCUUCAAUGAGUGUGUCACUUUCUGGCAGUGGGCCAGAUCUGCCAUUUCAUCACUGCACUCUCAAUGGAGUGGCUCACAGGAGCAAGAACUCCAGGGCCGUGUAUUGCAGUUGGAGAGUGGCCUACAAGUUCUGAGGGAUACUCUUCCUGCAAUGCACGACCUCAUUAACAAAGCAGAAUGGAGGAGCCACGAUGAUGCUGUGGCAAAACUCCUUCCCAGUCUCAAGGAUGCAGUGUUUGAUGCCGAGGACCUUAUUGAUGAGUUCAGAUGGUAUGAGAAGAAGGUGCAAGCGGAGGGCAAUGCAAGCCAGUCUCCUUUCAUUGACUUCUUUGACACCGUCAUCCAAGGAAGCUUCAACAAACUGAGUGUUGUCCAAUCAAGGUUGAAUCAUCUUUCGGUUCAGCUGGAGAAAAUGGAGCUUCGUGGAGUCGCACAACGCUUUGACACAUUAGUCAGGCCGGAGACCACCUCUUUGCUGAUUGAAACAAAAAUAUUUGGUCGUGACAAGGAGCUGAAGCAAGUAUUGGAAUUUCUCAAUGUGCCUAUAAAUUUAAAACGCAAGAGAGCAACUAGUUCAGUCAAUGCAUCAACAAGCACAUCAGCAAGCAACCAUGUUAAUAGUGAAUCAGGUCCUCCUGUUUUGGUGAUAGGUGGAAUUGGUGGGGUUGGAAAGACUACUUUGGCCCAACUUAUCUGCAGCCAUCAACCAGUGAGGUCACACUUUAAGAAGAUAAUUUGGAUUUGUGCCUCGGAUGACUUUGAUGUGAAGAGGCUAACUAAAAAGGUCAUACAGUCCUGUACUGGAAAGGAGGCUAAAACUGAUAAUUUGGAUUCUCUUCAGCAUGCUCUUUCUAACCAUGUGAGUAAUAAAAGGUUAUUGAUAGUCCUUGAUGACGUGUGGGAUGAUGCCUUGAAGGAAAAUGGGCAGUGUUGGAAGAGGUUUUGUGCACCUUUUAGAAGUGUCCAAGAGGGAAGUGCGAUGCUGGUCACCACAAGAUGUUCAAAUGUUAGUGAAGGGGUGCGCACAAUGGAGCCCGUUAUAUUAGAAGGCCUACAGGACACCAUCUUUUGGAAUUUCUUCAAAUCAUGCGCGUUUGGAUCUGAGGGUUCUAACAAUGAUCCCGAGUUAGAGUGCAUUGGUAGAAGUAUACUUCCUAAAUUGAAGGGCUCUCCUUUGGCCGCCAAAACUCUGGGAUGCAUAUUAAGCAUGGACCUUCAAGCAUCACACUGGAAUUUUAUACUUGAGAGUGAACUGUGGGAGUUGAAACAGAAGGAGACUGACAUUUUGCCUGCCCUUCGGUUGAGCUACAUGUAUUUACCAUACUAUUUGAAGCGAUGUUUUGCAUUUUGUGCUGUGUACCCCAAAGAUUACAAAUUUCAGAAGGAGCAUUUGGCUGAACUUUGGGCCGUAGAAGGCUUUGUGGAGCCUGAAAGUGGUGUUCCCAUUCAAAGCAUUGGAUGUCAGUAUUUUGAAGAACUCGUGGCACGGUCUUUCUUUCAAAAGGUUAGUGGUGGAUACGUGAUCCAUGACUUGUUGCAUGACAUGGCACAAAAAGUUUCAGAGCACGACUGCUUCAUCUUAAGAAAUAAGAGUGAUUUUGAUAAAGUUCCCCCAAAUGUUCGUCAUCUGCUCAUACACCCCGUGGGUGACAUUGACCAUUCCAACUUGCUGAGCCUAUGCAAGUACAAGAAGCUGCGUACCCUACUUUGCGAUGAGGUUUUUAAUGAAAAGAAAAAUCCUAUAAUGGGUAGCUGGUGUACUGAACUUCUCCAUAUGCGUGUGAUGUCUUGUCUCUACACAAAAAAGUUACCAGAUAAUAUUGGCAACUGGAAGCAUCUUCGGUACCUUCAAAUAUCCGGACCUUUCUCUUUGAAGAUUCCUUCAACUUUUUGUUGGCUAUAUAAUCUGCAGAUUUUAUAUGCCAGGGAAAGCAAGCUACAAAUCUUGGCCCGUGACUUUGGUAAGUUGAUCGGUUUACAGAAAUUCGAAACGCAAAAAUUAACUCUGAAUUCAGAAAAUCAACUGGGACCAGGAAUAAGGUUAUUAAAGAACCUAAAAUUUCGUGGAGCCUUGGAGAUAGCUAAUGUUGGCAUCCUAAGUAAUCAUCAUGCAGCAGAAGCAGAACUAAAGAACAUGAUAUAUCUUGAGGAGUUGAAACUGAAUAUCCAAAACAGAGAAGUGGUUGAAGUUCUACAACCUCCUAUCAGCCUCAAGUCUUUGUUCCUCCAGAAUUAUGGCGGUUCCUCACUCCCAAGCUGGUUUCAGCCACAAAACUUGCCAAGUUUAGAAUCACUUCAAAUUGAAAGUUGCGGUGGACCCGAGAGCAUGAGCUUAAAUGAGAUACCCGCAUUCCUGUCCCUCGUAGACAUGACAAUUAAAUGGUGACAAGCCUUGAGCAUUUUCUUCUUCCAGAUUAUGUACCAGCCAUCAGGAGAAUAAGUAUUGCCGAUUGCAAGAUGUUAGUGUCAGUACCAACUGAAAAGUUUGGGGAUUUUCAUUCCCUUGAACAACUACACGUAUGGCGCUGUCCAAACA